Messenger RNA from Osmerus eperlanus (European smelt), 24335 nucleotides. It is a transcript of the gene macf1a, whose product is annotated as microtubule actin crosslinking factor 1a. Gene Ontology annotation, molecular function: structural molecule activity; calcium ion binding; cadherin binding. The transcript has 102 exons. Gene Ontology annotation, cellular component: keratin filament; cytoplasm; membrane. Bases 335 to 23410 code for a protein of 7691 amino acids. The record is from RefSeq and is a predicted model, not a curated record. Gene Ontology annotation, biological process: regulation of focal adhesion assembly; wound healing; regulation of microtubule-based process. Lineage: Eukaryota; Metazoa; Chordata; Actinopteri; Osmeriformes; Osmeridae.
AAACGACCUAUUGAAAAGGAAGGGAGAGAGACAGUGAAAGUGGGUGAGAGCGAGGGACAAAACGAGGUGGGGGUUGUAGCCUAAAAGAAAAAGAGAAAAGGAGUUGGAAGGAAGGAGGGGAAUAGACAGCCAUUACCGAAUCACAGUCGGGGUAUUCAUCUCUCAUCGUGGGUCAGUAUCCAUCCUACCAACGGCUGAUUUUGAUCUCUAAACAGUUAGCAUUUGAACGUGAGCCGGUGAAAGAGAGGGUAUCACGAGGAAGGCGAGCGGAGCAGCAGCAUCCCUGCCUCUGACACCCUGAUCCGGGAUUUGAAGAUCCUUAUUCUCCGGCGUGAUGGAGUCUUCGGACGAGGAGACGUUAAGCGAGCGUUCCUUCAGCGAGCGAUCGUUACGGAGUGAGCGCUCGGGGGGGUCUCUGUCCCCGUGCCCCUCCGGUCCCCAGGGCCCCCCAGGGGACACGCUGCCCUGGAACCUGGCACGCCACGAGAGGAGGAAGAGGAAGAGCCAGGACUCGGUGCUGGACCCGGCAGAGAGGGCAGUGGUGCGCGUGGCAGAUGAGAGAGACAGGGUGCAGAAGAAAACCUUCACUAAAUGGGUCAACAAACACCUCAUCAAGGUGAGGAAGCACAUCACAGACCUCUACGAGGACCUGAGGGAUGGACACAACCUCAUCUCCCUGCUGGAGGUCCUCUCUGGAGUCACCCUGCCCAGAGAGAAAGGCCGAAUGAGGUUCCAUCGACUCCAGAAUGUCCAGAUAGCCCUGGACUUUCUCAAACAGAGACAGGUCAAACUAGUGAACAUCAGGAACGAUGACAUCACGGACGGUAACCCCAAACUGACCCUGGGUCUGAUCUGGACCAUCAUCCUGCACUUCCAGAUCUCUGAGAUCUACGUGAGCGGGGAGUCUGGUGAUCUGACAGCCAAGGAGAAGCUGUUGAUAUGGAGCCAGCAGGCCACCGAGGGCUACCCUGGCCUGCGCUGCACCAACUUCUCCUCUUCCUGGAGCAAUGGACGCAUGUUCAACGCCCUACUGCACAGAUACAGGCCAGACCUGAUAGAUAUGGAGGUGGUGUCACGACAGAGUAACCGUGACAACCUGGAGCAGGCCUUUGAGAUUGCUGAGUCACUGGGGGUCACCAGACUAUUGGACGCUGAAGACGUGGACGUUCCGUCUCCAGACGAGAAGUCAGUCAUCACCUACGUGUCGUCCAUCUACGACGCCUUCCCCAAGAUCCCAGAGGGAGGAGAAGGCAUCGCUGCACACGAGGUGGACCAGAGGUGGUCAGAGUACCAGGCCAGGUUCUCAUCUCUGCUCCAAUGGAGCCGGCAGCACAUGGCCCUCAUGGCCAACAAGAACUUCCCUCAGAACCCUGUGGAGCUCAAGGCACUUUACAAUGAGUACGUCCAUUUCAAAGAGACAGAGAUCCCUGCCAAGGAGAGGGAGAAGAGCCACAUAGAACACCUCUACAGACUCCUGGAGGUGUGGAUGGAGUUUGGGCGCAUCAAACUGCCUCAGGGUUUGCACCCCAACGAUCUGGAGGAGGAGUGGGGCAAGCUGAUCCUGGAGAUGCUGGAGAGAGAGAAGGCCCUCCGGCCCGCAGUGGACAGGCUGGAGCUGUUGCUGCAGAUGGCUAAUAAGAUCCAGAACAUGGCUCUGGACUGUGAAGAGAAGCUCACCCUGGGCAGGAACACCCUACAAGCUGACAUGUCGCGGGUGGAGGCGGGGGAGGGCGUGUGUUGUGAGCGGGAGCUGGGCGUCCACCUGCAAGACUGUGAGCUUCUCCUGCGUCAGCUCAACCAGGACAUCAGCAUCCUGCGGGACGAGAGGUUCUACCAGGUGGAACAACUGGCCUUCAGGGCGUCGUGUCUGCAGGAGGAGCUGGUCUCUCUCAGGCUCCAGUGCGCCAGCGUCUACAGGAGAGGCCACUUCUCCCAGCUGACCGGGCUGGAGGGCGCGGCCCCGCAGGGGCUCGAGGGGGGUAUCUCCCUGCCCACGGGGGCCCAGACCCUGCUGGGGGCCGUUGGGGCACUGGGGGCCCUUGGGGCUUCCUUCCUCAGGAAACCCAUGUCCAGGUCCCAGCUGGUGGCCAUGUCGUCAUCGGAGGACGAGGGCAGCUUGAGGUUCAUCUACGACCUGCUGGGAUGGGUGGAGGAGACACAGGACCUGCUGGAGCGUGCUGAGUGGGGGGCAGACCUUCCCUCCGUAGAGCACAACCUGCAGACACACCACUCCAUCCACACUGCUGUGGAAGAGCUGCUGCACAGCCUGAAGGAGGCCCGCAACUACGAGACAAAUAUAUCUCCUAACUUCAGAAGUAGUUACUCAGAGACUCUUGCCAAGUUGGAGCACCAAUACUGCAAACUACUGGAGCACUCGUCAUGGCGACUGCGUUGCCUGGAGAGCCUGCAUGCGUUUGUUUCGCACUGCACAGAGGAGCUGAUCUGGCUCAAUGAGAGGGAGGAGGAGGAGCUAGCCUACGACUGGAGCGACAACAACACUAACGUCAACGCCAAAAAAGAGCUCUACGCCGAAAUGAGGUCUGAGCUGGAGGAGAAGCAGGAAGUGAUGCAGUCCCUGCAGGAGACAGGGGACCGUCUGUGCCACGAGAACCACCCGGCCAAACAGACAGUGGAGGCGUACAGUGCAGCCCUCCAGACCCAGUGGCAGUGGGUGCGCCAGCUGUGUGUAUGUGUGGAUCAGCAUCUCAAAGACAACACAGCCUACUUCCAGUUUGUGAGUGACACCCGGGAGUGUGAGAGCUACCUGCGACAGCUUCAAGACACCAUCAAGAGACAGUACACCUGCGACAAGAACAGCCGACUGAGCAAGCUGGAGGACCUGCUACAGGACUCCAUGGAGGAGAAAGAGCAGUUGAUUGAAUACCGCAGCUCUGUGGCCAGUCUGGUGGGCCGGGCCAAGACGGUGGUUCAGCUCCGCCCCCGCGCGGCAGAGAGCACCCUGGGAGCGACCACGCCCAUCCGAGCCAUCUGUGACUAUCGCCAGAUAGAGAUCACCAUCAGUAGAGGGGAGGAGUGUGUGCUGGAGGACAACACUCAGAGGACCAAAUGGAAGGUGAUCAGCCCCACGGGUAACGAGGCCAUGGUCCCCUCUGUCUGCUUCACUGUUCCUCCACCCAACCAAGAGGCCAUAGACACUGCCAGCAGGAUGGAGCAGCUGUACCAGAAUGUGAUGGCACUGUGGCACCAGCUUCACGUCAACAUGAAGAGUGUGGUGUCUUGGCACUACCUGCAGAAAGACGUCAGGGCCGUAUCCUCCUGGAGCCUCGACACGGUGCUCUCCCAGCCCCCCUCAGAGAGGGACCAGGCCCUGGACCGCCUGGACGCCCACCUGGUCGACUUCCUGUCCGACAGCCGUGAGAGCGCCUUGUUCACGCCCUCUGAGAGGCGGGAGCUGGAGAAGGAGGCCAACGCUGCCCGACAACACUGCCAGGAGCUGCUGGUCAACAUGGAGACGGUGGAGAAGGAUGAGUCUGUCUCGCGCUCCUACCUCUCUGAACUUCAGAACAUCAAGCUUCGUCUGGAGGACGCAGAGAAAAGGCUGAUGACUGGCAUCCAGACUCCGCCCCCUAGCAACCUGUUACGCGACAGCGCUGACAACCCUGUCCAGAUCACCGAGCAAGAGUGUCUGCUGGUGGGGCUGGACGACCUGCGCUCCAGUCUAGGGGACGUGUCUCGUCGCUGCCUCAGCUUCUUCCAGGACAAGCCCACCUCCUCCAGCGUGCCUGUGCUCCGCUCGGAACUCAACCUCGCCGUGGAGAAGAUAGACCGGCUGCACAAGCUCUCAUCCGUCUUCCUGACCAAGUUGAAGAUGGUGGAGGUUCUGUUGAGCAGCCUGCACACAGCUGAGAGCCAGGUGAAGAGGUACGAGAGCCGGCUGAGCGAGGAGGACGUCGUCCCUGCAGACACACAGGCCAUUCUGGCCCUCAGGGAGCAGCUGGAGAAGUGGCAAACUGAGCUGGAGGAGCAGGAGGGCGUGUUUCUCUCCCUCCAAUCGGAGGUGCAGAAGGCACGGGAGGCGGGCUCUCAGCUCAACAGGCUCCACCCGGAUCGCAACCCUGAGCUGGAACGCUACCAGGAGAAAGCCAAUCAGCUCACAGACAGGUGGAACGUCAUCGAGAGGCAGAUGGAAACGCGGCGCGGGGAGCUUGAGACCCUGGGCUCUGUCCUGCAGCAGUACAGGGAGGGCCACUCUGCUCUGAUCCACUGGAUCGAGGAGACCACUGAGAGACAGGGCAACACACAGGCUGGACAGACCGACAGCAAAGUCCUGUCUGAACAGCUGGCCCAACAGACGGCAUUAGUAGCCGAAAUCGAACAAAACCAAACCAAACUAGACGAGUGCCAGACCAACUCCAAGCUGUACUGCACGUCUGUCAAGGACUAUGAGCUGCAGCUGAUGACCUACAGGGCCUUUGUGGAGUCCACCCAAAAGUCCCCUGUGAAGAGGAGGAGGGUGCACUCUUCAUCCGACGCCAUCACCCAAGAGUUCAUGGACUUGCGCACGCGCUACACGGCCCUGGUCACCUUGACGACGCAGCAUGUGAAGUACAUCAGCGAUGCGCUGAGGAGACUAGAGGAGGAAGAGAAGGAGGUGGAGGAGGAGAAGCAGGCCAGGGUGGGCCAGGUGUCCGAGCUGCUGGGCUUUGUCAGGGGCCUCCAGGGACGAUCAGGAGGCCCCUCUGCUGAGUCCUCACUGGCCGCACAGCAGGCCAUCAGUGAGCAGCUGGCAGCUAAGAAGGAGGAGGUAUCUGAAGCCAUCAGGAGCACCCAGGCCUUCUUACAGUCGAAACAGGCCAGCAAAUUGUCCCCGGACGAGCGAGCCAGGGUGAAGACCCAGCUGGAGGAGCUGACGGCCGCCUAUGGCCAGAUGUGUGAGAGCUCCUCCUCACAGCUGCUGCAGCUGGAGCGCCAGCUGGCCAAGGAAGAGGAGAGAAAGAGCCAGGCGGCCAUAGCUGGAGUCAUCGACCUGGGUACCGUGGAAACAUUCCCAGUGUUCCAGGCUGCCCAGCGAGGCCUAAUUGACCAGGACACCUGCCUUGUCCUGUUAGAGUCUCAGCUCACCAUGGGCGGGCUUCUUCAGCCCGACUCCCCUCUCACCCUUUCAUUGGAUGAGGGCCUAAGCCAAGGUCUGAUUGACAACCACACCAGCCAAUCUCUAUCUGAACUUGAGGGUGCCAUGCAUCUGAUGGACCAGGCACAGCCAACAAAGGGCCAGCUCCUGCCGGUGGCUGCAGCCAUGGAGGAAGGUCUCAUCAGAGAGGAGGUGGGGUUGCGAAUCCUGGAGCUUCAGAUGAGCUCUGGAGGUGUGAAGGACUCACAGGGAGAGAGACAUAGUCUGGAGAGGGCUGGCCAGGCACACCUGCUUCCCCCCAGGAUCUUCACCAAGCUCAGGUCAAGGGUCAACCGCAAGGAGCUGAUAGAUCCCAACACGGCGGAGAAACUGAACCUUUCAGAGCUACAGCAGCGCUGCGUCCUCAGCGACAACAACCUCCUCCACCUCCUCCCAGUCCAGCAGCAACCAGGAGGUACUGUCUGCCUGCGUUCUGGACGCAAAGUCGGCAUCUUCCGAGCUGUACAAGAGGGGCUGAUUGACCGGCAGGUCACUGUCCGACUCUUGGAAGCUCAGCUGUUUGCCGGUGGCAUUGCUGACCCCCGGUCAGGACACCGUUUGACAGUAGAAGAGGCCAUGCGUCAUGGCCUGUUGGACCAGGACCUGGCCUGUGCCAUGCUGACCAGGCAGCUUCAGACUGGGGGAAUCUUAGAUCCGGUUAGUGGGGACAGGCUGGAGGUGGAGGAGGCCAUGAGAAUGGACCUGCUGUCCCCUUGCCUUGCUGUGUUGGUGCUGGAGGCGCUCUGGGCAUUCAUGGGGAUGCUCUGGCCAGAGUCUGGAGAGCUGCUUCCCAUUGCUGAGGCUCUCCAGCAGGGGGCGAUCACAUCUGAGCUGGCUAGGAAGAUCCUGAGACAACGUCAUACCAUAGGAGCCCUUUACCUGCCCGAAAUCCCCCAGGUGGUGCCCUUGAACAAGGCCGAGGAGGUCCUGGAACAUUCCGUGGUGGAGAUCUUGAGAGAGAUCCAGAUUCCUGACGUUCUAUCCAACAUGAACCAAUCAGGAUCCCCAACAUUGAACCGCCUGAGCUGGAGCUCCACAGGGUCCUCACCUCCACCCUCUUCCUUGUCCCCACGCUCAGCCUCACCCCAGAGCCUCACCUUUGACCCCUCUCUAAUGGAGGGUAUGGCUCCGGAGGAACAGGCCAGCCACCACCUCCUCUUCCACCUGAUGACCCACAGUUACGUGGAUGCCCACUCCGGCCAGCGCCUUCUCCUGUUGGAGCCUGAACUGGUGGACCUGGUUACGGCCACUGGUCCGGUCAGGGGAGAUGCCACACAAUGUAGAGCUUCAGAUGGUUUCAAUAACCCUCCAGAGAAACAGGAGUACAUGGAGGUGGUCUCUGAUGAUGGCUUGGCUGGGGAGCUGGAUGGUAGGACAAUUGCGAAGGUCCAGGAAGAGCUUCCAAAGUUAAUGACUACUCAAAAAGAGUCUGCCUCCAUCCAGGUGAAGGAGGAGUCUUAUAGACAAGGAGGAAGAGAGGGGGCCCCUGACGGGUCAUCUCAGAUUGGAAAACGAGAAAUUGAAGACAUGAAGCAUGGAGUUGAGAUACCAGUUGGAGGAAUUGGCGGUGAGGUGGACCUAGGCGGAGAUGGAAAGCAGAAAGAGGAAAAGAAAGAAAGGGUUGGUUUGGAAAGUCUGCAGACUACGAACGUUGGAGUCAAACAUGCAGCAGACAGUCCACAGACUACAGGAGAAAGGAGGGCCCGCCCCCAGGUUAUGACUACAGAGAUGGAACUGGAAGAAGAGAAAAGUGAGGAGGAUGCCGAGCUGGAGAGAUUAGCAGUGGAGCUCCGACAGGGAGGCCUGGUGACGGAGGAUGGGGACAGACUGCUCCCAGACGAGGCUGUCGCCCAGGGCCUUCUGCCUGGACACACUGCAGUCAAACUAAUGGCCCAGGCCGGUCUGUUUGGAGGGUUCCUCGACGUUGGUGCCUGCGAGUCCCUGAGCAUGGAGGAUGUGAUGCAGGAGGGCCUGCUAGACGAAGACCUGAUGUGGAGUGUGCUGAAGUCAGAGAAAUCAUUGGCGGGGGUGGUUGAUGUGGAAAAGGGCAGAAUCUGCACCCUGAAAGAGGCAUCACAGGCAGGGUUGAUCGACCCUGCUACAACGGCUAGGCUCCUUGAAGCUCAGGUGGUCUCUGGAGGGGUGGUGGAUCUCCACAGGGAUAAGAAAGUCUCAGUCACCCUGGCUGCUAACUUGGGUUUGAUUGAGGAUGACCAUAGAGAAGAACUGGUGGCAUUAGAGAAAUCUUAUCGUGCUAAAGGCUCUGACCCAAAUGCUGGUCGUACUAAAGCUACACUACAUCUGCAGAUGGAAGGAGUCUUAGACCCCAAGACAAAGUCCCCUGUCCCUCUCGACCAAGCUAUUCAAAGCGGGUUUAUCAGACCAGAAGAGGCCUAUCAGGCCCUAUCCCAACAAGUGGCUGAGGGUGGUAUUGUACACCAUGCAUCUGGGGUUAGGCUGUCAGUGUCUGAUGCAGUAGAGAGAGGUUUGGUUGACCGGUCUAUAGCUUCAGGACUUGAGGAACUAGAGAAGGUGUACCAGGGAGAGAUACCCACCUGCUCACACCCAGAAGCAACUCUCCUCCAGGCAUCCACAGGAGCCAUUUUGGAUCCAGAGUCGGGGAGAAGACUGACACUGACAGAGGCUGUGUCUCAAAGUCUGCUGGAUGAGGAGACUGCCCAGGCAGCCAUGACCUCCCGAGGGGUAACAGAGGGUUUGCUAGACCCUCAAACAGCCCGCAUCAUGCCUUACUUGGACCUUAUAAACCAGGGUAAGAUAGAUAUUGAGACAGGGAAGCGCUUCCUGGAGGUGAAGCCCUUCCGGGGCAUCCAGGAUAAACAGACUGGCCAGGCUCUGACGCUGCCUCAAGCCAUGGCCUCCAAUAAAGUUGACCCAGUCCCAGCACUGAGAAUGUUGCAGAAUCAGGCAGAUACUGGUGGGAUCAUCGAUAUCCAGAGCGGUGAUAGACUCCCACUAACUGAGGCCUCCAAGAGAGGACUGGUGGGGGAGGACAUGGUCAGGCUCAUCGCCACCAAACAGAUGCUGAAAGGUGGGAUACUAGACCCCACCACCGGACGGAGGGUGUCUAGUCUGAAGGAAGCGGUCAAAGCCUCUCUCUUAUCCAAGGAGAUGGCUGCUGAGCUUCAGGAUAACCUGAGGUCUGUAGAUUUGGAAGGUGACAACGAAGAUAGCUCAACACCUGUAGCUUCUUCUAAUGGUAGCAACAGUCCUGCAGUCACAUUAGCCGUGUCUAGUCCGGACCGGCUUACUGAAGGCACAGAGGUGAUGACUCCAUCACCCCCCCUAGAGGCUGAGAAAAGGCAUUUCAUGCUGCCAAUCACAGAGAACAGAGAUGAGUCUCUCAUAGCGAGUGUAUCUGAGAGUUACCAAGCUCCACAGCCUUGUGAUGUCGUUGAGGGGAUUGAACAUGAACAGGUGGUCUCAAAAGGAAAAAUGGCAUCAGAUCAGUCUUUUGAUGUUUUGACCCAGUUCGCUAGCAAAGCAGAGAAAAGGCUACAGCAGGCACUCAAAGAGGUGGGGACCCAGCCAGAUGGUGUGGAUAGGCCCAAACCUCUGCCCAGAGAAGGGCAUGAAGAUACCAAAACAACUAUGGAUGGUGAGCAGGUUUUAGUGGCAGAGGAGGGCAAAAAAGAUCGUUAUCACGUGGAAACAUCUGAAGAUCUUGUCUCCAUUCGGACCCAGUCCAGUGAUACUGCAGCAGCACGCGCAAGGACAACCAAAUCUGGACCUGUGGAUGGGAGAAGGCCAGUGGAGAAGCAAGGACCUUCUUAUGUGGCUAAAGACACACUGUCAGAUGUGACUGGUGCCUGUGAAAGAGAAACCAGGGACCAAGAAGACAUCACUGAUGUGUCUGCCUCUACUGAGGGAGAGGAAAUGAAGACACGUGUGAGUCAGAGCCGGAGACAUGAAGCGGAGGAGGAGAGGGGUAGAAUGGAGAAUGAGAAGGACCCAAAGAUGGAAGCCAGGGAAAGUACUGACGCUGACCACUCAGCAGACCAGGGACCCCCUUCCUCUAAAGAGGCAGAGAGCAAGAGCAAAAAGAAGAGGAAGAAUAAGAAGAAAGGGAAAGAGGUUGAGAUAGAGAAAUCCAAAGAGAGAUCUGACAAUCCAUCAGAGGCAAAACAUCAUUUUGAAGAGUCAGAGAUUGAUGCAAAAUCUGUGAGCGAUUUUGUGAAAGAUGUUCUUCCACAGAAAGAAGAUCCACCAAUGGAGGUUUGUGGUCAGUCAGCAUUUACAGAGCUCCGCAAUGGGGAAGGUGCUGAGGUGCAAAUGAAGGAAGAACAUCAAGAUCUAAAUAAUGUUAUCAAAGGAGCGGCCAAUGUAUCCUUUGGUGAAGACGUAGAACAUUUUACGGAGGCCAAGGGAGAUGCUUUGACACACAGAGAGCCUGCAGGCUGCAGAGAUGAUAAGAGGAAAGAGGUGGUAGAGAUGGUAGAACCAAAACAUAAAGAAGAGGAGAUGGUUGCUCAGACUAGCCAGUCUGAGGGUGAGUGUAGAAAGUCCACUCAGAGGGCCACCCAAGCCACCUGUGAUAAAGAUGCUCUUCUGCUGAAGGCAAAGGAGAGCCUCCUGAGGAAGGUGUAUGGAGGUGUUGGUGACAGGCAGGCCACUGAGAAGCUAGAAGCCCUCCGACAGGGAGGGGGAAAGAAAGAGAGGGACGAAGUUAAGAUGGCGAAAGGCGUAAAGAAGGAGCGGGAAGGGAAAAAGGAAGGAUUGGUGACCGUUGUGAAGGAUAACGUGUCUGUAGAGAGUCCCUCUGAGGCUCUGUCAAAAGAGAAAGAGGGAAGAGGGAUGUUGGAAGGGAAAGAAGGAGAAAGGGAGGAGAAAACUCUGCCAGACCUGGUCGCAGAAACAAAACCAGGAAAGAAGAGCAAGAAGAACAAAAAGUUUAAGAAAUCUAACACUGCUGAAAUUGAAGCGGCAAAUUCUAAAGGGAUACCAACAACUGUAGGCUCCAUUCCCAUUGGUGAGGGAGAGGUGGAUGGGCAUCGUGGAAGCCAAUCAGACAGUGAUGCUACCACAACAGCAAGUGUUGAUGAGACAAACAAGAUGGCUACUUCUGCUGAGAGCCUUGAAGGAGGUGAUAAGCAUCAAGAAAGACCUGCAUUUUCCAGUGCACCAGAGAUAACUCGUUCCCAUCUGGAGGAAAAUGUCAAAGUUGACAGCUCAAAGGUGAACAAAACUGGACCACUGGGUCAGGAAACAGAAUACCAUAGUGUCAGCUCACCUGAGGAGGAGUUUCAGUCAGACAGCCAGGGAGGUGCUGACUCGGUGGAGACCAGGACUCCUGCUGCCGAAACCACAAAAACAGUUGGGAAAGCAAAGAAGAAGAAGAAGAAACAACAACAGCAGCAACAGGCUGACAGUCCAUCGCAGACUGAGACUAAGACCAGAGAAGACCAGCUCUCUGAGACCGAGACCCAGGGCGUCUCCCAGCUUCAAACCCAGACUCGGAGCAUCCAGGGGUCGCCACAGACCAGCCAGUCCCUGUCUGAUGAGCCCCCUACUGGGUCGGACACCACUGAUGUGCCUGGAUCCGACACCACCGAAAGCUGGGGGGAAGAGGAGGAAGAACAGAUAAGACAAAUUGAAACGAAGAAAGAGAGGAGCUUUGCUAAAACUGGCAAGUCCUCAUUGGUUCGUCAGGAAUGUUUGGAACAUGACCAGCGAAUCGUGGCUCUGCUGUCCAUGGUCAGACACAUCGAGGUCCGCCUCAAACAGCAACAGCAGCAGUCCAUUGGCCGCAGCCUCAUUGCUCUUGAUGACAUCAUCAAACAGACAGAAGUCUUGAGUCUAGAGCUAGAGGAUCUAGAACCCGAAGUCAACAAGGAAGUGGAGGCCGCCAGGGGGCUGGUAGAGCCUCGCCCACAGGAAGUGCCUCCACAGCUACUAACAGCCCUGGAGAAGGAUGGGCGAGGCCUAGCUCGCAGCUAUGAGGCUGCUAGAGGGGUCUCUGAUAGUAUAUUGCAGGGGCUGCGAGCCCACAGAGACUCAUACAAAGAGGCAGUGAGUGGAGAACAAAAGUCUCUUGGAGGGAGGGUGGAAGACCUCCUUUCAUGGCUGAGGGAAACAGAGACUAAGAUGGAGGGCUCUGACAGGACGGAUGGAGAACACACCCCUGCUCAGCUCAUACAGCAGCUUCAGAAGUGCAAGGAGCUGCAGUCCUCUCUGUCGUCCCGCUCUAAUGAAGUUAACACCGUGGCCUUUGACAUCCAGGUGUUCAUUUCUGAGCGUGCUCAGGACCUGGUGCCCGAGCAGAGCAGGCACCUCCUGGGACAGCUGCAGCAGCUGCAGAGGGCCUUCCACCAGGUCUCAGGCCAGGCCCAAGCCCGGGCCAACGCCCUCUCCGCCCAGAGGGAGAGGGAGGAGGAACGCCGGCUCAGGGAGAAGGAGAAGGAAGACAAAGAGAUGGAGCGAGAGAGGGAGAUGCAGAGUGCGAGGGAGAGAGAGGUGGUGCAGCAGCAGAAGGCGGAUUGUUCACAAAAACUGGAAGGCCUCACAAUGUGGUUGGCUGGAGCUGCCAGCAUGCUGGCCAAUCAGAGAGCUGGGACAGAGUCAGGUGAUGUGAGCGUGCUCCAGCAGAAACAGAGAGAGCUUAAGGAAGUCCAGAAGGACCUCCAGACCAGAGGUGAUGGCGUGACCGAGACCAUCCGCUCCGUGGAGGACUUCCUGUCUGAGCACGGUGACAACCUGAGCCCUGAAGAGAAGGCCAACCUCCAGGAGGCACUGGCGAGGAUGAAGGAGCAGUACGGCACUCUGAAGGACUCCACCCACUCCUCUCUGGCCAAGAUAGACACCGCCAUCAGCACCACAGUCCAGCAGAACACACAGAGGGCCAAGGCUGUGGAAGACCUUCAGGAGACCCAGGGAAAGAUCGAUUCCCUCCUGGGGCAGCUGUCUACCCUCAGCCAGCCUGGCAGUGCCUUGAGCGGGGCGGGCAGAAGCGUUAUUGAUGCCCCCUCGUCCUCCAGCCCUCCAGACAGCACUCUAGAGACACACACAGACAUGUUACAGGCGGAGCUCCAGCAGCUCCAGGCCCAGCAGGCCCAACUGCUUCAAGUGACCCAGCAGACCCGCUCCCUCCUGGAGCAGCCCGACUCGGCCGUGCCCCCGGAGGAGAAGCAGCGCCUGCGGACCCAGCUGGACCUGCUGACCCAGCAGCACCAGGACAAGCUCAAGAGCUGUCAGGACCGGCUGCGGAGGUCCGAGACCCUGAAGGACGAGCUGGCCAAGUUCAUCCAGGAGCACGGGGUCCUGGGGAGCUGGCUGGAACAGAGUGAGCGAGAGCUGAGCUCUCUGGGGGAAGGAGACACCGACGCACCGGGCCUGAAGGGGAGACUGGAGGAGCAUAAAAAGCUGGCGGAGGAUGUGAUCUGCCACAAGGCGGACCUGCGCUUUGUCUCCAUCUCGGGCCAGAAGGUUCUGGACUCCGUCCAGGCAGCCCUGGAGAAGGUGCGGGGGUCCGACCCGGCGCUGGAGGGAACCAAACACCAGGUCUCGGAGCGACUGCAAGACGCCAACCAUCGCUACACUGCUCUACACAGCAAGUCGUCAGACCUGGGUGGUCGCUUGUCGGGCCUGUUGGAGCGCUACCAGCAGUACCAAGACGAGGCUGUGUCCCUUCACACCUGGCUCGGCACCCAGGAACAGAACCAGAGCAUCUCCGGACCCAACGGAGAGACAGACACACACACACUGCAGAGCACACUCCGUAACGUACAGCUGCUACAGGACGAGCUGGCUGAGCGUUCAGUGCAGCUGGAGAAGGUCAGGAGGGCCGGCCUCGAGCUGGGCAGCACACAGGAGUCUCCCUCCCUUAGAGCUGCGGACAUCCUCAGCACUACAGAGGGUCUGGAGAAGCGGUUCAGCUCUCUGUCUGAGUCUGUGUCGAAGCGGGCGGAGCACCUCCAGACUGCCGUGGCGCAGUCCGUCAGUGUCCAAGAGGGGCUGAAGGGUUUGCUUGCCUGGCUGGACAGCCUGGUUCUGGCCCCGGGUCCAGCCCAGCCCACGGCACAGGCCGUCCAGGAUGCACUCACCCAGAACCAGAAACUUCGCCAGGAGCUUCUCUCCCGGCAGGGCAGUGUGGAAGCCACGCGGGACGCCGUCUCCACGCUGCUCCAGAGCGCUGACGCCUCCACGGCCUCCGGGCUGCAGGGGGCGCUGCGGGACCUGACCCAGCGCUACGCCGCGGCCCAGGCCAGCCAGGCGGAGAGCGAGGCCCAGCUGAAGACCCUCCUGCCUAAGCUGGAGGGUUAUGAACGACUUAGUGGAGACCUGCAGAACUUCGUCCAGACCAGACAGCGAGCACUAAGCCCUCUGGGACAGCCGGAACGGAGCGUGGAGGACUACAGACAAACAAUCGAGGAAGUGAAGUCAGAGCUGGAGCAGGAAGCAGGCCAGCUCACAUCCUUCUGUGAGCUGGGGACAGAGCUCAGCCAAUCCAAGGCCCUGACCAACACGCAAAGCCUUUUGGACAGCGUCAAACAGAUUUCCGAGGCCUUUGCCCGACUAGAAGCCAACAUCAAUGAAAGGUUCAGCUCCAUCCAGACUUGUGAGCAGCAGCUGUCUGGGUUCCGGGGGCUCUCUGGCUCCCUCCUCAGGUGGCUGCAGACAGCGCAGGAGCAGCUGCCCCCCAAGGAGCCCAACCUAGACACGCAGGGACUGCAGAGGAGAGUCAAGCAGCUCCAGGACCUGCUGAGUGAGUGGGAGGCCCAAGGGGGCCGCGUCCAGGAGCUGAACAAGACCGGCUCCGAAUUAGAGACCCUGAUCAUCAGCAUCACUGGCCCCCAAAUCAAGACAGGUGUUCCUCAGACCAAUGGGUCUGGUGCCGGCAACCCAAGCAGUGUCAAUGGCAUUCACACCUGCAAAGACAUGACGGAGCUGCAGGUGGCGGUGGCGGAGGUGAAUGGACGCUACGAGGAUCUGGGCGGGGAGCUGAGGGAGAGGCGUGGCCGCCAGGAGGCGUCCCUGGAGCAGAGGCAGAAGGCCCGGCAGGGGGCGGAGCAGCUCAGCCAUUGGCUAGGGGAAAGGGAGCACAGCCUGGCCUUGGGACAGACCGCCUCCCCCUCAAAGCCUGAGGUGGUACGAGCCCAGGCCCAGGAGAACAAGGUGUUGCUGACGGAGCUGACUGAGCAUGCUGUGAAGGUGGAGGAGUUGAAGGCCACCUUGAGGAAGUUGAUCUCUGAGAACCCUGACUCCCCUGAGGCUGACAAGUGGAGGCAGCAACUGCAGGAUAUAGACGCCCGCUGGGAGAAGGCCAAUCAGACGGCAGCUCAGCGACAGACUGAACUGGAGACCUGUGCUGAUAGGCUGGGUAGCUUUGCCACUGCGGCCAGUCAGCUGGGUCCUUGGCUGAAAGAGAAGGAGCUUAUGAUGAGUGUUCUGGGACCCUUGAGUAUCGACCCCAACAUGCUCAACACACAGAAACAACAAGUGCAGUUCAUGCUACGGGAGUUUGAGACACGGGCGCCCCAGUUCCAGCAGCUCACCCAGGCUGCCGAGGGUAUCCUCUCCCCGUCAGGAGACGGCCAACAGGACCCCAAGGACCUGGAGGAGGUGCACUCUGAGCUGGGCUCCAUCUCCCAGCAGUGGGAGGGCCUGAUGUCUCGCCUGGCCCAGCGCUCCCAGCACAUCGACCAAGCCCAGGGGACCAGCGAGAGCUACCAAACCCUGCUCCGGGACCUCUCCUCCAGCCUGACCCAGCUAGGCGAGCGCCUGGAUGCACAGGCCUCCCUGAGUGCCCAGCCCGAGGCCCUCAAGCAGCGCCUGCAGGAGACCGGCGAGAUCCGCUCUGAGCUGGAGCGCCACCGGGCCGAGCUGGGGCGGGCCCAGCGGCUGUGUGGCGAGCUGAGCGCCAUUGUGGCGGAGCCCUACCUGAGGGAGGAGCUUAGCAAGAGGCUGGAGAGUGUGAGCGGGCCCCUGCGGAGCCUGGAGGAGAGGGCUGCGGAUGGUCUUUCCCAGCUCCAAGCAGCUCUCUCUAGCACCCAGCAGUUCCAGCAGAUGUUUGAGGAGGUUCGCAGUUGGCUGGACAACCAGUGUGACCAGCGAGACUCCUCCUCCGACUCCCUCCCCUGCCAGCCAGGGGCCCUCAGCGCCCUGCUAGCCCAGACAGAGGAGCUCCAGCGUGGGGUGGCCAGCCAGCGAGGCCCCUACGAGCUCAUCCAGGCCGAAGGGGCCUCCCUGCUCGCCUCCCUCCCAGCUGGAGGUGAGGAGCGGUCUGCCUUACAGUCCCGCCUCUUCACCCUGCGCCAGGACUGGGAGGGGCUAAACCAGCGCAUCACCGACCGCCACAACCGCCUCAAAUCCACCCUGGGCAAGGCCGAGACGUACCAGCAACAUCGGGCCGAGCUGGGGCCCUGGGUGGCCGAGUGCCAGACCCGGGAGGCGGAGAUCCGGCCCUCGCUGGACCCCGCUGCCCUGGACGAGGCCCUUCAGAGCACCAGGCAGCUGGGCCUGGACAUGGAGCGCCGCCGGCCUCUCCUGGAGGCCCUGAACACUGCGGCCGACCAGCUCCUGGAGCAGUGCCGGGUCGGAGAGGAGGAGGUGAGGGACGAGAAGGCCCAGCUGAACCGCAGCGUGGACAGGCUGGUCGAGGGCCUCCAGGCGCGCUCCACCCAGCUGGAGGAACUAGCCAGCCGACUGAAGGAGUUUGAGGACGGGCGUCAGGCCGUGGAGAGGAGGCUGGAGGCGGCCAGGCAUCAAAUUGAGGUCCAGGAGGCGUUGGGCCCUCAGGCCUGCAGCAAUAAGAGCCUGGAGAGGUUGAGGAACCAGCAGGAGGCGCUACGAUCCCUCCAACCACAGGUGGUUUACCUCAGAGACCUGUCCCGGGGCCUGGUGCAGGACGCACCCCAGACACCAGGGGGCAGCGCGGAGGGGGGACAGAAACUGGAGCAACAGGCCAAUCAAACAGAGAGAGAAUAUGGAGAUGUCACUGAGAAGAUCGAACAGUGCUGCUCCACUCUGGAGUCCCGUCUCCAGGGCGUGGGUGAGGUCCAAUCACAUGUCCGGGAUGUCUUCUCCCGAUUGGCCGAUUUGGACGACGAGCUGGACAGCCUGAGCCCGGUGGGGCGGGACCCCGACUCGCUCGCAUCCCAGGCCGAGGCCCUCCGGGGCUUCCUGUCCCGCCUGGCGGACCUCCGCAGCGAGCUGGAAGGUCACGGGGGCGACUGCACCGCCAUGCUGCGCCGCGAAGGCUCCUCCCCCGACCUCCUGGCCCUCAGGAGGGAGACGGAGGCCCUGAGUCGGCAGGCGGGCAAGCUGUCGGAGAGGGGCGGAGCCAGGCUGACGCAGAUCGAGGACGCCGCCCAGAAAGUGCGUGAGUUCUACGGGCUGGUGGCGGAGCUCCAAGGGCUGCUGGGAAGGGCGGAGGAGGGGCUGGAGGCCCAGGGCGUGGUCGGGACGGAGGUGGACACCAUUAAACAACAGCUGCAAGAGUUCAAGGCGGUGGAGAGGGAGCAGGUGGAGUGCAUCCAGCCUCGCCUGCAGCACGUCAACGCCGUGGGUCAGGGGCUCAUCCAGUCUGCGGCCAAACACACGGACACACAGGCCCUGGAGCACGACCUGGACGCCACCAACCUGCGCUGGAACUCCCUCAACAAGAGGGUGGCGGAGAGGAUCGCCCAGCUGCAGGAGGCCCUGUUGCAUUGUGGGAAGUUCCAGGACGCUCUGGAGCCUUUGCUGAGCUGGCUCAGUGACACGGAGGAGCUGGUGGCCAAUCAGAAGCCCCCGUCCGCAGAGUACCGUGUGGUCAAGGCCCAGAUCCAGGAACAAAAGCUGCUCCAGAGGCUGUUGGAUGAUCGUCGUGGCACGGUGGAGAUGAUCCAGGCGGAGGGGGAGCGCAUCGCCGCCACGGCCGACACCUCGGACCAGGACAAGAUCCAGAAGCACCUUCACAGCCUCAGGGAGAGAUGGGGGAUGCUGCUGGACAAGGCCAGCGGCAGGCAGCGUCAGCUGGAGGAGCUGCAGGUCCUGGCCCUCCAGUUCCACGAGGCACUGGAGCCCCUGGGGGAGUGGCUGAGCGCAACAGAGAGACGCCUGAGCGCCGCCGAGCCCAUGGGCACACAGACCUCCAAGAUCACCCAGCAGAUCGCCCGUCACAAGACCCUCCAAGAGGCCGUCUCAGCUAGAGGGGCGGAGUUAGAGCACCUCGAGGCCCUCAGCCAAUCCCUGGUUCCCCUCAGCUGCGCGGCCGACCGCGCUUGGCUGGGGGAGCGCGUGGGGACCGUGCACACAGGCCACUCGGAGCUCAACGACUGGUGUGUUCGGAGGGCGGGGAUGCUGGAGCAGGCACUGGCCAAUGCCCAGCUGUUUGGGGAGGAGGAGGUGGAGGUGUUGAACUGGCUGGCGGAGGUGGGCCAGAGGCUUGGGCAGGUGUCUGUCCAGAACUACCAGCCCACAUUGCUGGCUAAGCAGCAUAAACACGCACUGUCUCUGAAUGAGGAGAUCGUAAGCAGGAAGAAGACGGUGGACCAAGCCAUCAAGAACGGACAGGCCCUCCUCAAGCAGACCACAGGCGAGGAGGUGUUGCUGAUCCAGGAGAAGCUGGACGGCAUCAAGUCUCGCUACGCUGAGAUGACAGCGGGCAGCAGCAAGGCGCUCCGCACCCUGGAACAAGCCCUGCAGCUCGCCACGCGCUUCGCCACCGCCCACGAGGACAUCAGCCAAUGGCUGGACUCCGUGGAGACAGAGCUCAAUGACAUGGAGCCCGACGCCGCACCAGCCUAUCAGGACAGGCAGAAGGAGCUGAAGAACGUGUCUGCGGAGAAGCGCUUGGUGCUGGACACGGUGAACGAGAUGGGCAGUGCCCUGCUGGACCUGGUGCCCUGGCGCGCCCGCGAGGGCUUGGACAAGCUGGUGGCCGACGCCAACCAGCGCUACCGCCAGGCGGACGAGACCAUCACCCAGAGGGUGCAGCUGGUGCAGGCUGCCAUCCAGAGGUCACAGCAGUAUGAGGAGGGUGUGGACGCGGAGCUGGCCUGGGUGGGAGAGACGGAGCGUAAGCUGGCCUCCCUGGGGCCCCUGAGCCUGGAGCCCGACGUGACCGUGGCUCAGCUCCAGGUCCAGAGGGCCUUCAACAUCGACAUCAUCCGACACAAGGACACGGUGGACCAGCUCCUCAACACCAGAGAGGACAUCCUGGACACCUGCAGCGACGCGCAGAGAGACGCCCUCAAGGUGAAGACGGACUCCCUGAGCUCUCGCUACGAGGCAGUGAGCCAGAACCACAGCGAGCGCUUCUCGGCCCUGGAGCAGGCCCAGGUCCUGGUGGCCCGCUUCUGGGAGACCCACGAGGAGCUGGAGCCCUGGCUGGGGGAGACGGAGAGCCUCAUCUCCCAGCUGCCCCCGCCCGCCAUCGACACGGACGCCCUCCGCCUCCAGCAGGACCAGAUGAGGCUCCUGAGAGAGUCCAUAGCGGAGCACAAGCCCCACAUAGACAAGCUACUGAAGAUCGGCCCCCAGCUGGCCGAGCUGAGCUCCCAGGAGGGGGCCGCGGUGAGGCAGCGCUACUCUCAGGCCGAGAAGCGCUACCUCGCCAUCAAGGAGGAGGUCAAGGGUCGCGGCACCACCCUGGACCAGGCCGUCUCCCAGUCUGCACAGUUCCACGACAAGAUGGACCCCCUGCUGGAGACCCUGGAGGGGGCGGUGCAGCGCCUGCGGCAGCCCCCGCCUGUGGCAGCCGAGGUGGACAAGAUCCGGGAGCAGCUGGCGGAGCACCGUGCGUCAGGGCUGGAGCUGGACAAGCUGCUGCCCUCCUUCUCUGCCCUGUGUGCCCGCGGCGAGGAGCUCAUCAGCAGGGCCGCCCACGACGACCCCGCCGCUCAGGCCGUGCGGUCCCGCCUCCUGCGCCUGCGGUCGCUGUGGGACGAGAUUCGCCAGCGCGCUGAGGAACGCGAGGGCAAGCUGACGGACGUGCUGGACCUGGCCGGGAAGUUCUGGGCCGACAUGGCGGCGCUUCUGAGCACGCUCCGUGACUCCCAGGACAUCGUGAAGGAGCUGGAGGACCCCGGUGUGGACCCCUCGCUCAUCAAACAGCAGAUCGAAGCCGCGGAGGCGAUCAAGGCGGAGACGGAUGGCCUGAGGGAGGAGCUGGAGUUUGUCCGCACCCUGGGGGCCGACCUGAUCUUUGCCUGCGGGGAGACGGAGAAACCGGAAGUGAAGAAGACCAUAGACGAGAUGAACGCAGCGUGGGAAGGCCUUGACAGGACGUGGAGGGAGAGGAUGGAGAGGCUGGAGGAGGCCAUGACGGCCUCGGUGCAGUACCAGGAUGCACUGCAGGGCAUGUUCGACUAUCUCGACAACGCCGUGAUCAAGCUGUGUGACAUGCCUACUGUGGGCACCGACCUGGGGACAGUCAAACAGCAGAUAGAAGAACUCAAGCACUACAAGGUGGAGGUGUACCAGCAGCAGAUCGACAUGGAGAAGCUGAGCCACCAGGGGGAGCUCCUCCUGAAGAAGGUGUCGGACCAGACGGACCGGGACAUGAUCCAGGAGCCCCUGACGGAGCUGCGUCACCUCUGGGACAACCUGGGGGACAAGAUCACCCACCGCCAGCACAAGCUAGAGGGUGCCCUCCUGGCCCUUGGCCAGUUCCAGCACGCCCUUGCAGAGCUGGUGUCCUGGCUAAGCCACACCCAUGCCACCCUGGACACCCAGAGGCCCAUCAACUCUGACCCCAAGGCCAUCGAGAUUGAGCUGGCCAAACACCACGUGCUGAGGAACGACGUGCUGUCCCACCGCUCCACGGUGGAGACGGUGAACGGCGCCGGCACCGAGCUGCUGGAGUCGAGCCCCGGGGACGAGGCCAGCCACCUGAGGGACCAGCUGGAGGAGCUGAGCCGCAGCUGGGAGGGCCUGCUACUCAAGACCCAGGACCGGCAGAAACUCCUGGAGGCCGCACUGCACCAGGCGGAGGGUUUCCAUGGCGAGCUGGAGGACUUCCUGCUGUGGCUGAGGAGGACGGACAGCCAGCUGUCUGCAGCCAAGCCCACGGGGGGCCUCCCAGAGACGGCCCGCGAACAGCUCCAGCAGCACAUGGAGGUGCAGUCCCAGCUGAACCAGCGGGCUGAGCAGUACCACCAUCUCCUGGACCAGGGAGAGUCCAUGCUGCUGGCCCGCGGGGGGGAUGAGGCCAACCCCGGCACGUCCCAGACCCAGCAGAACCUGGCGCUGCUUCAGAACAAGUGGGCCAGCCUCAACACCAAGAUGGACGACCGCAGGGCUAAGUUGGAUGAGGCGGUAUCCUUGGCAACCGGGUUCCAGUCUUCACUGCAGGACACCAUCAACUGGCUGACAGGGGCAGAGCAGACCCUCAACAUGGCCCAGCCCCCCAGCCUCAUCCUGGAUACCGUGGUCUUCCAGAUAGACGAGCACAAGGUGUUUGUGAACGAAGUGAACACUCACCGGGAGCAGGUGCUGGCUCUGGAGAAGGCCGGCUCUCAGCUCCGCUUCGCCAGCCUCAAGCAGGACGUGGUUCUGAUCAAGAACCUGCUGCUGAGCGUGCAGGCCCGCUGGGACAAGCUGGUCCAGCGCUCUCUGGACCGCGGGCGCCACCUGGACGAGGCCCGCAAGAGGGCCAAGCAGUUCCACGAGGCGUGGAGGAAGCUGACAGACUGGCUGGAGGAGGCAGAGAGUCGUCUGGACUCUGAGCUGGAGAUCUCCAACGAACCGGACAAGAUCAAAGUACAGCUGGCCAAACACAAGGAGUUCCAGAAGGCGUUGGGUUCCAAGCAGCCCGUGUAUGACACCACAGUGCGUUCUGGGAAGGCCAUGCGGGACAAGGCCACGCUGCCGGACGACACCCAGAAAAUGGACCAUCUCCUGGGGGAAGUCCGGGACAAGUGGGACACCGUCUGUGGCAAGAGUGUGGAGAGACAACACAAACUGGAGGAGGCCCUCCUGUUCUCGGGCCAGUUUGCGGAGGCCCUGCAGGCGCUGGUGGACUGGCUGUACCGAGUUGAGCCCCAGCUCAGUGAGGACCAGCCCGUCCACGGUGACCUGGACCUUGUCUCCAACCUCAUGGACUCCCACAAGGCGUUCCAGAAGGACCUGGGGAAGAGGACCAGCAGCGUUCAGGCUCUGAAACGCUCCGCUAGGGACCUCAUGGACACGGGUCGGGAUGACACAGCGUGGGUCAAAGUUCAAGUGCAAGAGCUGAGCAAUCGCUGGGAGACGGUGUGCGCCCUUUCCGUCACCAAGCAGACCCGCCUGGAGCAGGCCCUGAAAAAGGCGGAGGACUUCCGUGCGGCGGUGCAGAUGCUGCUGGAGUGGCUGUCUGAGGCGGAGCAGACCCUGCGUUUCCGCGGCGUCCUCCCCGAGGAGGCGGAGACUCUGCAGAAGCUGCUCCACACGCACCGGGACUUCAUGGCCACGGUGGAGGAGAAGCGGGCGGACGUCAACCGGGCGGCGUGCAUGGGCGAGGGCAUCCUGACCAUGUGCCACCCCGACUGCAUCACCACCAUCAAACACUGGAUCACCAUCAUCAGGGCCCGCUUCGAGGAGGUGCUGACAUGGGCCAAGCAGCACGAGCAGCGCCUGGAGACAGCUCUCACCGAGCUGCUCAACAACGCCACGCUACUGGAGGAGCUGUUGUCAUGGCUACAGUGGGCGGAGACCACCCUGGUCCAGCGAGACACCGAGCCCCUCCCCCAGGACAUCACCCAACUCAAAACUCACAUCACCGAACACCAGGUGUUUAUGGAGGAGAUGACCAGGAAGCAGCCGGACGUUGACAAAGUGACCAAGACGUACAAGAGGAAGCCAGCAGAGCCUCCUAGCAGCCUAGCCGAGAGGAGAGGAGCACGUAAAAACCAACAACAUCAACAACAACAACAACAGCAGCAGCAACAGGCAGCAAUGCAGGUUGCCGGGGGCAACCCGCGCCUCAACCAGCUGUGCUCCAGGUGGCAGCAAGUCUGGCUGCUCGCCCUCGACCGUCAACGCAAGCUCAACGACGCGCUAGAUAGGCUGGAGGAGCUGAAGGAGUUCGCCAACUUUGACUUUGACGUGUGGAGGAAGAAGUACAUGCGCUGGAUGAACCACAAGAAGUCCCGGGUCAUGGACUUCUUCAGGCGCAUUGACAAGGACCAGGACGGCAAGAUCACACGCCAGGAGUUCAUAGACGGCAUACUGGCCUCUAAGUUCCCCACCAGUAAGCUGGAGAUGAUGGCGGUGGCGGACAUCUUCGACCGGGACGGCGAUGGCUACAUCGACUACUAUGAGUUUGUGGCAGCACUGCAUCCCAACAAGGACGCUUACCGGCCAACUACUGACGCCGAUAAGAUAGAAGACGAGGUGACCAGACAGGUGGCUCAGUGUAAGUGUGCUAAGAGGUUCCAGGUGGAGCAGAUUGGAGAGAACAAGUACAGGUUCUUCCUUGGAAACCAGUUCGGGGACUCCCAACAGCUCCGCCUGGUUCGUAUCCUGAGGAGCACGGUCAUGGUCAGGGUGGGCGGAGGAUGGAUGGCCCUUGACGAGUUUCUGGUCAAGAACGACCCCUGCAGAGUGCAACAUCCCGGACUUAAGAUCCUCCGCUCCGACUCGAGUAGCUCCAUAUCAUCUCGUAUACUAGCACGGGGUCGAACGAACCUGGAGCUGAGGGAGAAGUUCAUCCUGCCAGAGGGGGCGUCGCAGGGCCUUGCAGCGUUCCGCUCGCGCGGCCGGCGCUCCAAACCGGGCUCCCGCACCGCCUCGCCCACACGCUCCUCCUCCUCGGCCUCGCACAGCGCCCACAGCUGCGCCUCGCUGCCCUCUGCUCCGGCCACGCCCACAGCCUCCGCCUCCUCCAGGUCCUCCCACACUCACUCGCGUGACUAUGCCAAGCCCUGGCUGGCACACAGUAAAACUCCAACGCCAACCAAGUGCCAGUCCUGCCCUGAUCACGGUCACAUCACCCCUGGGCAUGAGGGGGCAGUGUCAGGCUCCAAGCUCAAAAGGCCCACCUUCCACUCUAGCCGAGGGUCUCUGACGGGGGAGAACGGAGGAGCCACGCCCGCCUCGGCCAAGCCUGGACGCAGCGACCCCAAGCGUGGGCCUUCCUCUGCCAGCGGUCACGUCAGCCGAGCGGGCAGCCGUGCCAGCAGCCGGCGUGGCAGCGACGCCUCUGAUGCCUCGGAGCUCAUGGAGACGCGCUCGGCGUGCUCGGACACCUCGGACACGCCCAGGCGCCCAGGGGGAGCGGCCAAGCCCUCCAAGAUCCCCACUAUCUCCAAGAAAGCUCCCAGCCCCAAAAACCCAGGCUCCACCUCCUCCGCCAGGAAGUAGAGAUGGAGACAGAGAUGUGUUUGUCAUCCCAUCCAUCCUCCCUUUCUUCCAUUGGACCCCUUGUUGACUCACACACAAAGAGAGAGAAAAGGAAUGCGGGAUGGAGAAAGAGAGAGAGAGAACUCGUAGAACAGACUUUCCCCACUCACAUUAACAUUGUACAGAGGAGAUGGACUACUGGCACUAUUGAAAGGGUCAUGCGAUCCUAUCAUCCACCCAUAGGGCUUGGACACAGAAUACCUUAUGGGCUGAAGGAAUAGAGAGAGAGAGGAUAGAAGGUAGAAAAGAUGACUCUUUCUCUCUGUCCCUGUACACACUCUAAAAUACUGACAGGGGAAGAUGUAGGAGGGGACCCAAGUCUGUGAUAUGGGGUGGGGGUGGGGGGGGCAGGAGCGUGUGGUAAGACAGUCAGGCACCAAACUUGACCCCUUUAAAUCACCCCUGUUCCCAGUUUGCCUUCCAGUCUACCAUGUUUUCUUUCGUAAUGGGACUGAGUUCUGGAACGUCCUCCGAGGUUCUCAAGGGGUUGUACGAGAGACUGCCUUACGUUGAGGAACCUCAGAAUUAGAACCCUGCGGAGAACCAAACAGACCAACCAGCCAGCAGAGGAACAUGACGCUGCCUUAUUUGUGUUUGACAUUUCUGCUCUUACUCUGAUCUGGUAGGAAAUCCUGAGCAGACUACUUUAGAAACAGUAUGGACACACACACGCACGCACACAAACACACAGGUAGUAGGGAAGGACUUCACCACAGUGACUAAAAACAAUAAAUGCCGUAAAGGGACAUUCAGAAGAAGCUGUGGGUGAUGUGGCCUUGUGGGUUCUGUGCCUCACCACGGGUGAAAAGAAAAUAUGCAAUGACUGCCACCGUGUCUCUUCUCUUUUGGAGAGAGGGAGAGAGAGAAAGAGAGAGAUAAAAAGAGA